AUGAUAUCCAUAGUCACUUGCUUCGAGGUCAAUCUGACAAAUCUCUAAGACAAUUAUUAUAGCAUGCCCAUCCAAGCAAAUGAUAUAACUUACAAUCUAUUGGUGGAUACUGGAAAUGAAGAAAUGUGGAUAUUCGGCAAGAAUUCCAAUAGAAAGACAUACUAUCAAUGUGAGAAGUGCGUUCCAACACCUAAUAAAACAUAUGAUAAAACAGAAGGCAGAAUUUUUGGAGUUGAGUACAAUCAAACAUUUGUACUAAUGAAUCAAUCUCUGACUUUGUAAGUAAUUGAGGCAUCAAAGGUGGAACAUUUCUAUUCAAUUAUUGCCGAUGGUGCAAUUGGACUUAGCAGAUCAUAACUGUCCAAAGAAGGUAAUUUAUUGAGGAAAUUGUAUGAUUCCAAGGUGAUUGAUUAGAUGCAAUUUGGACUUUUAUUAAAUGAAUAGAAUUGUUAACCGACAUCUAUCUUAAUUCUUGGAACACCCAUCAAACAUCACUACAUCAAUGAAUUACAAUAUGUAAAAACUCUAAACUCAUAGUAAUGGAUGGUAAAAGGUUCUUCAGUUGAAAUUGUUGGCAAAAACAAUAAGAAAGAAUUGGAGUCAAGUUCCCAAAUUAUUGUAUUUGAUAGUGGAGAACCCAAAAUCUUAAUAUCAAGGGAUAAAUUCAAUAAGCUUAUUACUAUUUUUAAUGAGAAUUACAAUCUGGAUUGUUAAAAGGAAACAUCGAAUCAAAUCAAUGAAAUUGUGUGCUCCUACAAUGAAUAAUCAUUUCCUGAAUUGAAUAUUAAUAUUGAUACUAAUCUUAGUUUAACACUCUUACCUCAAGAUUACAUUGCGAGUUGCGAGUACAAUUACUAUUUGUAGCAUAAAUGCUUAUUAAAUUUUCAAUAGAUAGAUAACACUGAUGUGCUUGUAUUGGGUAUUGUAUUUCUAUAAAAGUAUUAUAUCCAUUAUGAUAUUAAUACAUUUUAAAUUGGCAUUGCUAAAUCCAUUUAUUAUUGUAAGAUAUAAAAUAAUUUUAGAAAGGGAUAAAUUGAAUUAAUUCAGAAGCACUUCUCAAAAUAAUAGUAUGCUAUACUUCUCGCUCUUCUUAGUAUUAAUUCUACUAAUAGCAAUUUACAUCGUAUUAAGAAUGCUUCUAAAAAAAUCUAUGCCUCUGUACUUAUCUGUAUUGGAGAAAUCCUCCUCGAGAUCAUAGGAACAAGAAAUGGAGGCAAUCACAUUCAAAACGCAAUCAAAUAGCCAACCACCAUUAUCAUCGUGAAGUUAUUGAAUUGUGUAUUAUUCGUUAUAAAUAGAAUAUAUUAUAGUUAAGUCUUAAAAUCGAAGCUUCAAGAAACAGACACAAAUGAAGCGCCUUACUUAAUUACUCAGAUUGAUAUUUUACCUAUUAUUGAGUGCAAUUACAUAAUAAUAUAAAUGUUAGUUCUCAACUCUAUUAUUAGAUCAUAAUUUAACUUAAGAUAGCAAAUUCUAUAAUUUUAACAUUUAAAUUUAUAUAUAUACAAUACAAGAUUUAAUUUUUUACAUAUAUUAAUAAUUAUGAUCAAAUAUAGCCAAUGUGGAGAGUACAACAUAAUUGAGAAAUUAGGCGAUGGCUAUCAUUCAAAGUAUUUUCUUAAUUUAAGAUUGUUAGAGUCAAAUUAGGUGAGAAAGAUGGAAAGAAGGUGGCGAUCAAAAUUUUCAAGAAGAAGCACGAUACACCUUCAAUCAUCAUGACACUUGCUAAUGAAAUUAAAAUUCUCAAAUUAUUGCAACACCCUAAUGUGAUCAACCUCAUUGAAUACGGAGAUGCUUAUCUUUAUAGGGUAUUACAUCACAAAUAUAUAAAUAGAGAAAAAAUGGAUAAGUUUAGAAACGUAUUUGCUUGAUCUUGGAAUUAGCCUCAGGUGGAGAACUCUUCCAUUAUGUCGCAACUUCAGGACCGUUUGCUCCAGAAGCAUCAAGAUAUUAUUUUAAAUAGAUACUGUCCGCUAUGAUAUUUAUGCAAAACAAAGGAAUUUGUCAUAGAGAUUUGAAAUUGUAAAAUGUAUUAUUGGAUGAGAAUUUUAAUAUUAAAAUUGCUGAUUUUGGAUUUGCCAAAAUAAUGGAUGCAGCAAAUCUAUCUUAGAAUCUUGGGACUCCUGGUAUUAUUCCUUUUCAUAACAUUUAGGAUAUAAAGCUCCUGAAAUAGAGGCAAAUCUUCUUUAUAAUGGAACUAAAGCAGAUAUAUUUUCUGUUGGAGUGAUUCUGUUUAUACUUAAUUUCAGAUUUCCACCCUUCAAAAAAGCUACUGAAUAAGAUUCACAUUAUAAAUUGUUAAUAACCAAUAAUAAUGUUAAAUUUUGGUAGAACUUUAAACAAAGUAACAAAAAUAUUGAGUUCAACAAUGAUUUAAUGUACUAUCAAAUAAAAAACAUUUUUUAGAAACUUGCUGGAUGGAAUGUUAGCUCCUGAUCCAAAUAAGAGAAUUACUUUGGAUUAAUGCAUGGAGCAUCCGUGGACCAAUGGGCCAGUCGCUACUCCAUAACAGAUUUAAUAUGAAUUCAAAUAAAAAUUGGAAAAAAUACAAGCUUUUGCCUAGGCUACCAAGCUGUAACUAUAAGCCUAAAUGGCUAGAGCAAAAUGUAUUUUCAUCCUUCAUCUUAGAAAAUCAAGGGGAAUACAGGAGCAUACUUGGAGAACCAGACCAGGAAAAUUUCACUUCUACAAUUGAACAAUAUAAUUUGGAUUUGGACAAAAAAACCUUAAAAAAAGGGAUUGUUAAUGGAAUACCAAAUGAAAUCUUACUUUAUCAAGAUCCAAAUUUUUUAUUCUGCUUCUUGUUAAAGUAUUGUGAUGAAUUCAAUUCAAAAGUGGUUAAGAUCUAUGAGACUAAAUAUAAGGUAUACUAAUUAUAAUUACUCUAAGAUCAACUUCAAAGCUGAAGACACCUUAAAUGAAACCAUCUUAUAUUAAAUAGAGAUUCUUGAUUGCGGAGAUGAGAUGAUUAAAUUGAUAAUUACCAAAUAAGAAGGAAAUUAUCUAGAUUUUAAAGUGCUCAUCUCUAGAAUAAUAAAAGUUCUAUAAAAUAUUGAAGAACAGAACUAAAUUUAAUAAUAAUGA
Molecule: messenger RNA, 3084 nt
Organism: Paramecium octaurelia
Lineage: Eukaryota; Ciliophora; Oligohymenophorea; Peniculida; Parameciidae
Source: the annotation of a GenBank genome assembly